Molecule: messenger RNA, 3397 nt
Organism: Lentinula edodes (shiitake mushroom)
Lineage: Eukaryota; Fungi; Basidiomycota; Agaricomycetes; Agaricales; Omphalotaceae
Product: glycosyltransferase family 20-domain-containing protein
Exons: 11
Coding region: 129-3248 (1039 amino acids)
Biological process (GO): trehalose biosynthetic process
Cellular component (GO): alpha,alpha-trehalose-phosphate synthase complex (UDP-forming); cytosol
Molecular function (GO): catalytic activity
Source: RefSeq, a predicted model, not a curated record
AUAAUUCUUUCGUGCUGAAAUCUUUAUAACUACAACUUACUUUAAUCGACCCAUCGUCUCUAAUACCUCUCGUUUCUGAAGCAGUCAGAGCUAGUCAAACUUGCUGGCGGAAUUUGCUAGUUACGGUGAUGCAGAUGCCAAUCCUACCUACUCUAGACGACAUUAGAGCAUCUAUCGUGCAGCUUGAAGAUCGACACCGACGAAAUGGCGUAGUGCUGAGUGGACGGAUUUUGCAUGUCUGUCACUCUUUACCGGUUACCUGCACUCUACAUAUCGACAAAGACGAAGCCUCGUCAUCUUCGAGGAAAUGGAAACUUGGCCCGCGAUACGGCCACGCAGCGAUGAUUUCUGGUAUUCGAUCGCUCAGUGCAACACACGAACAGAUCAUCGUUGGCUGGACGGGUGACAUCGAGGGCUCAGAAGACGAGAAGAAAGAAGUCGGGCAGGUGACGGAAGAUGACAGGACACAGUUGAACGAACUACUUUCUAAAGGUGGUGAAGAGGACGACGUACACGAAGCACACGACAAGGGUCAUCAUCACACAGGCUACGCAGCUGUCUGGAUGUCUUCUCCCGUCGCGCACGGUUACUAUGAUGGCUACUGCAAACAAAUCCUGUGGCCUCUUUUCCACUACCUCCUUUGGCAGGAUGUUGCCACUGAGUAUGCUUCUGCUGACUCUCAUUAUCCUCACUACGAAGCUGCCAAUGCCGCAUUUGCACGUAGGAUAGCAGAGCUUUAUCGCCCAGGAGACCUUAUCUGGGUACACGAUUAUCACCUACUUCUACUCCCCAGUUUACUUAGGGAACUGCUGCCGGAUGCGGUAGUUGGCCUUUUUGUCCAUACACCCUUCCCGAGUUCCGAAGUAUUCAGAUGUCUUCCCAGGCGAAAGGAAAUUCUCGACGGUAUGCUCGGAGCUAACCUCGUCUGCUUCCAGAAUUACUCUUACACCCGGCAUUUUGUCUCUACUUGCAUACGUGUCUGUGGAUAUGAAUCCCAGCUUGGCGGUCGUGGUAUCGAAAACCCAUCCUCUUCUCACGUUACUGCCGUUAGCUACUGUCCGGUCGGAAUUGACGCUGAACGAGUAGCGAGGGACGUAUUAAGACCUGGAAUCAAACCUAAAUUCGAUGCUUUGAAGACGUUGUAUCAAGGGAAGAAGAUCAUUGUCGGAAGGGACAAACUGGAUGUUGUGAAGGGAGUGUUGCAAAAGCUGAGAGCGUUCGAAAAGAUGUUGCAGAUGUACCCGGAAUGGGUGGGGAGGGUUGUAAUGAUCCAAGUGACGAGUCCAUCACUCGCAGAUUCACCUAAACUCGAACGUCAAGUGUCUGAACUCGUAGCACACAUAAACGGCACCUACGGUUCACUUGACUUCAUUCCCUGUCAUCACUAUCAUCAAACGUUGAAGAAGGACGAAUUCUACGCUCUACUGAGUGUAGCGGAUCUCGCGGUGAUUACACCAUUGAGGGAUGGGAUGAAUACAACCAGUAUGGAGUUUGUUAUUGCACAGGAGCGCACCAAACGAUCGCCUUCUGUUCUUUCUGAACUCAUGGGCGUGAUGGGUAUCUUAGGGCCGAAGGGACCAGGUGAUACGAAUGAGAGUGGUGAGAAAGAGCCCAUCUCACCCGGCGGACUCAAUGGACACGGUAGUCCGGCAUCGCCAAACAUGAACAUAGCGAACAACAAAAUGAGGUUGAACGGGAUUGACAUAUCCAAGCGCAAAUUCGCGUGGAACUCCAAUUCUCCCUCUGUUAUCCCCACCCCAACUCCUGUAGUAAGAGGAGAUCCGAUUGCAUACGCUGCUUCUGCCUAUACAGCCAACGAUCUAAAUGGGAAGUCGGGUCCUGCCCUGAAUGGGUUCAGUAGUGAAUCUGACAAUGAUUCUUCCUCCCCGGGAUGCUCAACACAGGGCGCUCUCUGGGUUAAUCCAUGGGACCUACACACCGUCGCUUCUGCUAUGCACCGCGCUCUACUCAUGCCAGAGGCAGAGAAAGCUACUCGGCACAAGUACCUUUACGAUGUCGUCACCACCCGAACAAGCCACAUGUGGGCGAACGUGUUGACAGAGAUGCUCUUGCAGCAGAUGACACCGAGUGUCCAUGGCAAGAGCGAUGCUAACGCAACAGGGGGAUCAAAGAGGGGCAUUCCUUACCUUGACAUUGCACGUUUGCGAAAGUGGUACGAUGCAGCGUCUACCAUAUCGUCAUCAGCCUCGAUAACUCAUCAACCUACUCAUCCUCGUGUGAAACCGACACGAUUAUUCUUCUUCGACUAUGACGGUACUCUCGCACCCAUCGUUAAAGUUCCUUCAGCCGCUGUACCAAGUGAGCAGGCGUUGAACGCGUUGAAUAACCUCUGUAAAGAUGAGAGGAACUUGGUUUACAUUAUCUCUGGCCGGGAUGCUGAUUUCCUCGAUGAACACCUUGGCUCCGUAGGGACUGCUGAUGGCGGCCGAGGGUUGGGGUUCAGUGCUGAACAUGGCGGGUUCGUAAAAGAACCGAAAAGUAGCACAGAUGGUUCUGCAUCCCCUUGGCGCAAUUUCACCUCUAAGCUCGAUAUGUCUUGGAUGUCCGAAGUUUAUGAAGUCUUCCGCUAUUACACAGAACGUACCACAGGCUCGCACAUUGAAGUAAAAAAGUCAAGUAUCACAUGGCAUUAUCGGGGUGCUGAUCCUGAGUGGGGUCAAUUCCAAUGUCGCCAGUGCCAGGAUUUGUUAGAAAAUAAUGUUGCCCAUAAGAGGCCCAUUGAGGUCCUGGUUGGCAAAAAGAACCUUGAAGUACGGCCAAUUGCUGUGAACAAAGGCGAGAUUGUGAAGAGGCUAGUGUACAAGCACCCUGAGGUGGAGUUUAUCUUUUGCGCAGGAGAUGACAAGACGGACGAGGAUAUGUUCCGCGCCUUGAGACAGUUCACGGAACGUCCUUCAUCCUCUCCUAAGACGGAAUCAUCUUCCAACGGCAACGGCAAGGUUGAGUUUGUAAUGGAAGCACCCUUGAGUGUGACGUUAGUCGAUGGUGAUGACGAAGAGGGACCGGCCUCGCAAACCAACAAUACCUCGCUCAACGGCAAAUACCCCCCGAUGAAGAUCCACCUUGCCCCUGAAGCCGUUUUCACUGUCGCAGUUGGGCAUUCGUCCAAACGCACACUUGCAAGCUGGCAUGUGCCGAGUCCUGCAGAGGUGGUGGGCGCUGUAGAAGGACUGUUGGGUUUGAUUACUCCCGAAGAGGCAUCAAAUCAGAGUCAAAAGGAGGAUUAGUGGUAAUAGAUUUGACGCAAGCGACUAACUCUGCAGAUACAUGAUACGAUUGCUUAGUUUUCUUGGGGGGUGUUUACUUUACAAUACUCACUUCUAUGUAGACAAUAUGUACAGAACAGAUAUUUAUAAGUAUAGAGCAACGCUGGAUU